Molecule: messenger RNA, 3075 nt
Organism: Protobothrops mucrosquamatus (brown spotted pit viper)
Lineage: Eukaryota; Metazoa; Chordata; Lepidosauria; Squamata; Viperidae
Product: protocadherin-10-like
Exons: 4
Coding region: 1-3036 (1011 amino acids)
Biological process (GO): homophilic cell-cell adhesion
Cellular component (GO): plasma membrane
Molecular function (GO): calcium ion binding
Source: RefSeq, a predicted model, not a curated record
AUGUCUCUUCUCGAUCGAGGCAGCGGGACUUCCCGCUGGGACUGGGAAUAUUGUACGGGGAAACUAGAGCUCUCCCAGAGCUUGUCGAGCUGCGCUCCGAGUUGGAGAAGACUCGAGGUGUUGCUCCUGCUAAGUUCUUGCUUGGCUUUGGCUCCGGCUCCGGCUCCAGCAGCUGGCCAACUACGCUACUCGGUACCCGAAGAACUGGACCACGGAGCCUUUGUGGCCAACAUCGCGGAAGACCUAGGUCUGGAUGUAUCCGAAUUAUCAGCCAGGCGGUUUCGUAUUGCGUCCCGGGCGGGGAGUAAGCAGCACCUGGAGGUGAAUCUGGAAAAUGGGAUCCUCUUUGUUAACGAGAAAAUAGAUCGGGAAGAGGUGUGCGAGGGCAGCAAGGCCUGCCUCCUGCACCUGCAGCUGGUCAUCGAGAGCCCUCUUGAGCUCUAUCGCAUCGAAGUGGAGGUGCUAGACAUCAACGACAAUGCACCCCGCUUCCCCUGGCAAGAAUAUGUGCUGGAAGUGACAGAAUCAGCACUACCUGGGGCCCGCUUUCCCCUGGAGAGUGCACAGGAUCCCGACGUGGGCACAAACUCCCUGCGUACUUACAGACUCAGCCCUAAUGGUUAUUUCUCGCUGGAGGUGCAGACUCGCAGUGACGGCAGCAAGUUUGCAGAGCUGGUGCUGGAGAGGAGUCUGGACCGAGAGCAACAGCGUAGCCACCGGGUCCUGCUCACGGCUUUGGAUGGUGGUAUCCCCGAGCGCUCGGGCACAGCUAGAGUUGUGAUCAUGGUGUUGGAUGCCAACGACAAUGUGCCAGUCUUUGAUCAGUCCACUUACAGUGUAAGCCUGCCGGAGGAUGCACCCAAGGGGACUCUGGCUAUCAAGCUCAACGCUACUGACUUGGAUGAGGGAACCAAUGGCGAAAUUGAGUAUUCAUUCAGUGGGCACGCUCCACUAGGUGUGCGUGAGCUUUUCAGCGUGGAGCCCCACACUGGGCAGGUGCGCCUGAAGGGCCAAUUGGACUAUGAGCGAGCUGACCUCCAUGAGCUAUAUGUGCAGGCCAAGGACCGGGGCCCCUCAGCAGUUGCUAUUCACUGCCGGGUGUUGGUGCACCUCCUGGACGUUAAUGAUAACGCACCGGAGGUGACCCUCACCUCGGUCUCCACACCAGUUUUGGAGGACGCACCUCCCGGUACUGUCAUAGCUGUAAUCAGCGUGCUGGAUAGAGAUUCCGGAGAUAACGGCAAGGUGAGCUGCGAAAUCCCGACUGAUAUACCCUUUCAGCUUCAGUCGUCUUUCCACAACUAUUAUGCACUAGUAACUACUGCACCACUCGACCGUGAGACUGUGCCCGAAUAUAAUGUCAGCAUCACCGCCCACGAUCUGGGGUUUCCAGCGCUGGCUACCAAGAAGACCCUGAGAGUCCAGGUGUCCGAUAUCAACGACAACGCGCCCCGCUUCCUGCAACCCUCCUACAGCGUCUACGUGACUGAGAACAACGCUCCUGGGGCGUCGAUCUGCUCCGUCAGUGCGCUGGACCCGGACUGCCAGCAGAACGCUUACUUGUCCUACUCCAUCGCGGACGGCCAGAUCCAGGGCAUGCCCGUGGCCACCUACGUGUCCAUCAACUCGGACAGCGGUCACAUGUAUGCUCUGCGCUCCCUGGACUACGAGCAGAUUCGCAACUUCCAGAUCCAAGUCGUGGCUCAGGACGCCGGCUUCCCGCCUCUUAGCGGGAACGCCACGGUCCACGUCUUCGUGUUGGAUCAAAACGACAACGCCCCCCUGGUCGUGGCUCCCGUGCCCCGCAAUGGUUCCGUGGCUGUGGAGGUGGUGCCUCGCUCAGCGGAGCCCGGCUACUUGGUGGGUAAAGUCUCUGCGGUGGACGCCGAUGCAGGACAGAACUCGCGGCUUUCCUACCGGAUGGUCCAGGCCACCGACGCCAGCCUCUUCAGCGUGGCCCUCUACACGGGCGAAAUCCGCACCGUCCGCGCCUUCCUGGCCAAAGACGCCCCAAAGCACCGUCUUCUCGUCCAGGUGCGGGACAACGGACAGCCCCCGCUCUCGGCCUCUGUGGCCCUGGUGCUCUCGGUGGUGGACAGCGUGCCGGAGGUGCUCUCGGACUUCCGCGAGCUUCCUCCGGGAGGCGAGACGGCUUCUUCCAGGCUUACUCUCUAUCUGAUCGCCUCUCUGGGCUCCGUCUCCUUCACCUUCCUGGUGGCCAUCGUUAUCCUCACGGUGGUCAAGUGCCCCAAAGAGCGGCUGACCUUCCCCGACUAUGCCUGCUCGCAGCUGUCUUGUGGCGGGGAGGGCGGCGGCUCCGCUGCCUUCUGCUGCUGCGGCGGCGGUUGCGGCUCCUGCGAGCGCUCGGCCCCCGCCUCGGACCGCUUCAAGAACUCCGGCAGCGCCAAGGCCCCGGUCUCCUCGGGCGACUCCGGGGACGUCGGAGCCAGCGCAGGCCCUCCGGCCUAUUGCUAUAAGGUCUGCCUGAGCCCCGAGUCGGCCAAGAGCGACUUCAUGUUCCUGAAAGCUUGCAGUCCCGCCCCUCUGAGGAACAACGAAGCGGGCCCUCAGAACUUGCCGCCGGGUCCCGGCCCGAAAACCCGAGGGGCCAAUAACUCUCAGCAGCCCGCCGACCAGGUAAAACAGGCCAAUGCAGACUGGCUACCAGCAAAACAACCAAUACUGAAGAGUUCACAGAGCCUAGAAGAUGUAGGAAAAGUUUGGAAAGGAGUUCAGAAAGACCAUGAUAGAUUGUGCACUUUGGUCACUCCAAUGUCUGAACAUAAGAAGACAUCUGGUCCCCCUAACAGCGUCCGGACCCCUCCAUAUGCACCCCUGUAUUUACAACAUAUUUCUCCUCUGGAUUAUCAACACAAUGUAUAUAUUCCAGGAACCCCAACAACAUCUGCCAAUAAGGAUGGCUCUGUAUUUCUGGAGCAGGAGGCUAAGAACAGCUUCUCCACAUUUGGAAAGAGGAAGAAAAUGAUCAAUUAUUCUGAUAAACAUGACAGCAUGGUCAUUAACAAUCUGAAAUAAAGUUUCUUUAGCAGGCCCGCAGACAUUGCAAGCCAUGCC